Molecule: messenger RNA, 804 nt
Organism: Lodderomyces orthopsilosis Co 90-125
Lineage: Eukaryota; Fungi; Ascomycota; Pichiomycetes; Serinales; Debaryomycetaceae
Gene: URA3
Product: orotidine-5'-phosphate decarboxylase
Exons: 1
Coding region: 1-804 (267 amino acids)
Biological process (GO): 'de novo' UMP biosynthetic process; 'de novo' pyrimidine nucleobase biosynthetic process
Cellular component (GO): cytosol
Molecular function (GO): orotidine-5'-phosphate decarboxylase activity
Source: RefSeq, a predicted model, not a curated record
AUGGUGACAUCCAAAUCCUAUCGUGAAAGGUCGGAGUCAACAACCUCUCCGGUCACAAGCCGGUUGUUUCAAAUGAUGGAACUGAAAGAAUCGAAUUUAUGUGCAUCAGUGGAUGUAAGAAGUACUAAGGAACUUUUGUCAUUAGUGGACAAGCUUGGCCCUUUCAUAUGCUUGGUCAAAACGCAUAUCGACAUCAUUGAUGACUUCUCAUACGAAGAUACAAUUAUUCCUCUACUUGAGCUUUCAAAGAAGCAUAAUUUUAUGAUAUUUGAGGACAGAAAGUUUGCUGAUAUUGGAAACACUGUAAAGAAUCAGUACACUGGGGGAGUUUAUAAGAUUGCAAAAUGGGCAGAUUUAACAAAUGCGCAUGGUGUCACCGGAGAAGGAAUAGUAAAAGGGUUGAAGGAGGGGGCUAAUGAAACCACGAACGAACCCAGAGGAUUAUUGAUGUUAGCAGAACUUUCGUCUAAGGGUUCUUUAGCAUAUGGUGAAUAUUCCAAAAAAACAGUAGAAAUUGCCAAAACUGACAAAGAAUUUGUGAUGGGUUUCAUUGCUCAAAACUAUAUGGGAGGCACCGACGAGGGUUUCGAUUGGGUAAUUAUGACUCCAGGUGUUGGUUUAGAUGAUAAAGGUGACAAUUUGGGCCAGCAGUACCGGUCUGUUGAUGAAGUUGUAUCCAAUGGCACAGAUGUCAUAAUUGUUGGUCGCGGUUUAUUUGGAAAAGGAAGGGACCCUGUUGUUGAAGGUAAAAGAUACAAAGAGGCUGGAUGGAAUGCAUAUUUGAAGAGAGUGGGUAGCAAGUAA